This is a messenger RNA of Exophiala xenobiotica, 1365 nucleotides long. RefSeq lists its product as uncharacterized. The transcript is spliced from 4 exons. Gene Ontology annotation, molecular function: DNA binding; zinc ion binding. NCBI's taxonomy places the organism in Eukaryota, Fungi, Ascomycota, Eurotiomycetes, Chaetothyriales, Herpotrichiellaceae. The record is from RefSeq and is a predicted model, not a curated record. Bases 165 to 1130 code for a protein of 321 amino acids.
UGCCAACAUGACUUCCAUAAAUUCAUCUCACUCUUCCUAAUCCUUCCUCAGCGAACUCAAUCCCUCCCCAUAUUGCUGGGGUCCAGAGCUGUCUGUGCUGAUUUAUCACUUUCCUCUCAAAACAUCCUCUGCACUCCGAUUGUUUACUUGUACUGUCGCCCGGCAUGUCGAACGCAGUCUAUCGCCUUGAAAUGGCCAAGACCGGUCGCGCUGGCUGCCAGAACUCGAAAUGCAAAUAUGAGGGCGUCAAAAUCGAAAAAGGCGAAUUCAGAUUUGGAACUCAGGCAUUUAUCAAGGAACAUUUCUGUUGGCUGUGGAAGCACUGGGGUUGUGUCACACCUCUCCAAAUAGCAAAUCUACAGUCUCAAGUUGGCCCUCUUGAAGAUUUCGAUGAUCUUGAUGCCGACCUCUCGGCCAUUCUCGACGGCUAUGAAGACCUCACCCCCGAAGCUCAAGAAAAGGUCAAGUAUGCCUUGCAGAACGGCCAUGUUGCGGACGAAGACUGGAAAGGAGACCCUGAAUUCAAUCGGCCUGGAAUGAAGGGCAUCAACAAACGAACUCCGAAAAAGAAGGCCGUCGAUGUUGAGGAAGAAGGCGAUCAGGAAGCUGCUGAAGCUGCUGAAACACCAACAAAGCCGAAAGCAAAGAAGAGUCGAGCCAAGAAGGUCAAAGCGGAGUCAGAUGAAGAAAUUGACAUUCCAGUAUCUCCGCCCCCAAAGAAGACAACUGGUCGCAAACGCAAAGCAGCUGCUAAAGUGGAACACGAACCUGCUGAGAAGCCAAAGAGGAAGUCGCGCGCUAAGAAAGUCAAGGCCGAAGAACAAGAUGAUAUGGAUUCAGACGCUCCGCUGAAUGUCCCAGCAGAACCCGCAAAGAAGAGAGGGCGCCCAAAGAAGGUCAAGCAAGAAGAGUUGGCUGAGGAUGAUGAAGCUCCAGUUGCCCCCAAAACCAAGGCUACGAAAUUGAAAGCGAAGAAAGUCAAGGCCGAGCCUGAAGCCGAAGAAGAUGAGGACGGUAUGGGUGAGAUGUUGGCUGAGCCUGUGGCUGAUAAUGUCAAAAAUGAGGCCGCAGAAGACGAGAUAGAGCCACCUAAGAAGAAGCGAGGCGGCAAAGCGAAGGGCAAGAAGUGAUCUUAACAAGGUCUUGUCAUACUCAAGGACAUGUCUCGAAACAUGCUUGUUUGAAGAAGCUGUUUGUGGGCGUCCAAGAGCGAGCAGUCCAUUUCGAUGGCGUUCUGAGGGAUGUGACUGGGAAUGCACCGAGUUGAGUUGGUGGUACGGAGUUUGUUGAUGAUGCUUGAGAUCCCCUGUACGAUUAGUAUUUUAUCUGAGAACUCUGCUACACUGGACUGUUGGGCUGGCUUCA